This is a messenger RNA of Momordica charantia (bitter melon), 1569 nucleotides long. Its product is annotated as putative indole-3-pyruvate monooxygenase YUCCA8. NCBI's taxonomy places the organism in Eukaryota, Viridiplantae, Streptophyta, Magnoliopsida, Cucurbitales, Cucurbitaceae. Gene Ontology annotation, biological process: auxin biosynthetic process. Gene Ontology annotation, molecular function: flavin adenine dinucleotide binding; NADP binding; N,N-dimethylaniline monooxygenase activity. The record is from RefSeq and is a predicted model, not a curated record.
UCUCCUCAUUCUCCAAUCCCAACCAAAUUUCUAUUCUUAAAAAAAAAAAAAAACCUUGAAUUCUCCUCACCCAUUUUGCCAAAUCCACAAAGCAAAACACAUUUUUAUUUUAUCUAGAAAAAAAAAAUGGAUUUCAAUUUGCUUCAUCCGGCGGAUCAUGAAGGUUUCUUCCCCCACCGGUGCGUUUGGGUUAAUGGGCCGGUGAUCGUCGGCGCCGGACCGUCGGGGCUGGCGACGGCGGCGUGCCUGAGAGAACAAGGCGUCCCGUUUGUGGUUGUGGAAAGAGCCGAUUGCAUAGCUUCUCUGUGGCAAAAACGGACUUACGAUAGGCUUAAGCUUCAUCUCCCGAAGCAAUUUUGCCAGCUCCCGAGGCUUCCAUUUCCCGAAGAAUUCCCAGAAUACCCUUCCAAGAAACAAUUCAUUCAAUACCUCGAAAGCUACGCCAAGAAAUUCGAAAUUAGCCCCCAGUUUAACGAGUGCGUUCAAUCCGCGAGGUACGACGAGACGAGUGGACUCUGGCGAGUCAAGACCGAGUCGAGCUCCGGCGAGGUCGAGUACAUUUGCCGGUGGCUCGUGGUGGCCACCGGCGAGAAUGCUGAGUGUGUCAUGCCGGAAAUCGAGGGGCUCAGCGAAUUCGCCGGCGAAGUUUUGCAUGUCUCCGAUUAUAAAUCCGGCGAGAAGUUCAAGGGAAAGAAAGUUCUCGUUGUGGGCUGCGGAAAUUCCGGCAUGGAAGUUUCCCUCGACCUCUGCAACCAUGAAGCUUCUCCAUCAAUGGUGGUUCGGAGCUCGGUUCAUGUUUUGCCGAGGGAAGUUCUUGGAAAAUCGACUUUCGAAUUGGCUGUUUUACUGAUGAAAUGGCUUCCACUUUGGCUAGUGGACAAGUUGAUGCUGAUUUUGGCAUGGUUUGUGCUUGGAAACAUUGAGAAAUAUGGGCUGAAGCGGCCAUCAAUGGGGCCAUUGGAGCUGAAGAACACGAAGGGGAAAACCCCUGUUUUGGACAUUGGAACACUGAGCAAAAUCAGAUCUGGAGACAUUAAAGUGGUAGCAGGAAUCAAAAAGUUCAGUGAGAAGCAAGUUGAGUUCAUCAAUGGCGAAAAGCUCGACAUUGAUUCAGUCGUUUUGGCAACUGGUUACCGUAGCAACGUGCCGUUUUGGCUUCAGGAAAGGGAAUUGUUCGGCAAAAAUGGGUUUCCAAAGGCCGCAUUUCCCCACGGAUGGAAAGGGAAAUCAGGGCUUUAUGCAGUUGGGUUCACAAGGAGGGGGCUUUCUGGAGCAGCCUCAGAUGCCAUUAAAAUAGCUGAAGAUAUAGGCACCGUUUGGAGACAGGAAAUCAAACAGAAGAACACACCAAUUGCUUGCCUAAGAAGAUGCAUUUCUCAGUUCUAGACCCUAAUUUUACACACCCUAUAAAUUUAAAUCUUGAUUCAUUCUUUUGGUGUAAAUUGUGCAUAAAUGGCACUGUAAAAAAAAAAAAUUUAACAAAAAGGGUUAGAUAUAUAGACAUUGAGAGAAGGCAAGCCCUCUCCAAAAAAGGAAAAAAGAAAAAAAAAAAGCCCAAGUUUUGAAUUU